UAUUCACCGGAGAAGAAGAAAGAAAGACAACAACAUGGCGGCGCCCUCAGAGCACGUUGAACCACCAGAACCCGAGUCAGCAGAGACCACCAGAGACCCGGAGACCGCAGACACCUCAGACUCGGAACCAGCAGCCCAGGACCCGGACGAGGACCCGGAUGAGGACCCGGAUGAGGACGAGCCGCCCGGACCCAGGACCCGAGAGACCCCGGAGGACAUCCGGCUGGAGGCCAUCGCCAACACGGUGGCUCUGCACCCGAACCGAGACCUCCUGGUCUGCGGGGACGUGGACGGGGACGUGUACGCGUACUCGUACUCGUGCACGGAGGGCGGGAACCGGGAGCUGUGGUCGUCCGGACACCACAUGAAGUCCUGCCGCCAGGUGCGGUUCUCCGCGGACGGGCUGAAGCUCUACAGCGUCUCCCGGGACAAAGCGGUCCACCUGCUGGACGCGGAGCGGGGCCAGCUGGUCACCAGGAUCCGCGGGGCGCACGGAGCCCCCAUCAACAGUCUGCUGCUGGUGGACGAGAACAUCCUGGCCACCGGAGACGAUGGAGGCACCCUGAAGGUUUGGGAUAUGAGGAAGGGGACGGCCAUCAUGGAUCUGAAACACCACGAGGAUUACAUCAGUGACAUUGCUGUGGACCAGGCCAAGAGGAUCCUGCUCACUGCCAGUGGCGACGGUACGAUGGGCGUCUUCAACAUCAAGAGACGGCGGUUCGAGCUGCUGUCGGAGUUCCAGAGUGGCGACCUGACCUCGGUGGCGCUGAUGAAGCGGGGCAGGAAGGUGGUUUGCGGCUCCAGCGAGGGGACCAUCUACAUCUUCAACUGGAACGGCUUUGGAGCCACCAGCGAUCGCUUCGCCAUCAAGGCCGAGUCGGUGGAGUGCAUCGUCCCCAUCACGGACAACAUCAUGUGCACCGCCUCCAUGGACGGGUACAUCCGAGCCGUCAACCUCCUCCCCAACCGGGUCAUCGGCUGCAUCGGGCAGCACGUCGGCGAACCCGUCGAGGAGCUCGCCAAGUCCUGGGACGCCCGCUUCCUGGCCAGCAGCGCACACGACCAGCUCAUCAAGUUCUGGGACAUUUCCAGUUUACCCAACACGACCGUCAACGAAUACCGCAAGAGGAAGAAGAAAGACGGCCGAAUGAAGUCCCUCACCAAGAAAGCCCACGGAGACAAUGACUUCUUCUCAGGACUGGUAGAGGAAACAGAAAAGAAGGAGGAAGAGGAGGAAGACGAGGAGGAGGAGGACAGUGACAGUGGCAGCGAUUAAAAAGCAGCUAGUUUCAUAUUUGAAAUGUGUCGUUGCCUUCGGACAUUUUAGUCCCUUAUAAGUGACGUGUUAUAAUCCAAAGUGAUGUGUGGGGUCGUCAGCGGGAACCGAACUGAUCUCCACAUUGACUCCGUGUUGGUCUGAACCACCACUGAUGACGGUUCACGAAUGUCGGGAUGAGGUUUAUUUCCUCACAGACACAAAUGUGUGGUUGGAUGAGCAGCGAGUACUUGCUUUCAUUCACACUGACUGUUGAACACUAAAACAAUGUGAUGGAAGGACGUACAUAAUUCAAAAGUGUAGUUCAUCUUGUGUUUAGAAAACAUAAAUGAACUUUUUUUUUUUUGUUUUUUGGAAGAACUCUUCAAAGUAGUUUUGGUAUCGGUACCGAAACUCCGGUAUUGUGUUGGAACAACAAGCCCUACGUAAAUCUAACAGGCAGAGACAGCAGCAUUUAUAACCUGUCUGCUGGGUACAUUUGUGGAUGAAUGUAUUUGUAUUAAAUUCAAUUCACCAACAUUAAAGCAUUUUAACUACA
Dicentrarchus labrax (European seabass) is the source of this 1814-nucleotide messenger RNA. It is a transcript of the gene wdr55, whose product is annotated as WD repeat domain 55. The coding region runs from base 35 to 1276 and encodes 413 amino acids. Lineage: Eukaryota; Metazoa; Chordata; Actinopteri; Moronidae. Gene Ontology annotation, molecular function: protein binding. The transcript has 4 exons. The record is from RefSeq and is a predicted model, not a curated record.